UGCCAGACCUGCUGAGUUUUUCCAGUACUUACGGUGAAACUGUAAGCGUUCACCAUAAAUACUUCCCCGAAAGUUACAGAAACUUUUGGAGCCUUCACAUGCACAGUUAAACAUGGAAAACGAGUGAUUUUGCGCUUCUCGUGACGAUGCACUGUCGAGGUUCCCCAGGAGUGCAAUCAAUAGGAAAAUCAUUGAACCGACAAGAUCUUCAACUCUUGCUAAACUUUAGAACUGGAGAUAUUCCCCUCACCAUUGGAAAUUUCAGCAAACCAAGAUGCUCUUCUAAUGUGUAAAUUUAAUAAACCGGAAUCUGACCUCACACACAUAGCUGUUCGAUGGGUUUUGACAUCACAAUCAAACCAGAAAGACGUUUAUGUAUUUGACGGAGGAGAACAUUCUCCAAAGAGAGAAGGAGCAAAGAUCUUUGAUGAGGCUUUACGGAAAGGAAAUGCUUCACUUUACCUUCCAAAUGUACAACUCAACGAAGAAGGAAAAUACACCUGCAUUGUUUUUGUUACUCCCCAUAAAGAAGAAAAGAGUUCAGUGAUGCAAGUGUCAGCCCAACCAAAAGUCAGCAUGUCCAGACAAGAAAUUACAAGUGUAAAUGGUGCAGAGCACUUUCUGGUGUGUGAUGUUCAGGAAUUUUUUCCUAAACAGCUCAAUAUUAGUUGGUUCAUAUUAUCAAAUGGAAAAAUGGAAUACGUUACACAAAGCCAGUCCACUGAUGACUUAGUUACAAACAGUGAUGGAACAUUCAGUGUUUCCAGUAAAAUAAGAAUUGAACCAACAUUGGGUGACGGCACUAACUAUAGAUGUGUGGUGAAGCAUAAAACCCUUCUUCGCAAUUUUACGCUGGAUGCUGACUCAGUUGAAGAACAAAUACCAAUAGGACCAAUUAUUGGAACCAUCUGUGGCUUUGUUGUGCUUUGUGCAGUAUGUUUGGGAUUUUAUUUCUGGAACAAAAAACAUAAAAGACAAGGCAAAGCAAAGGAAAUUGAAGAUGAUACUGGCAGAGCUCUUAUUGAGAAGCAGAGUUCUCAAUCUCCAAGAGCUCCACCUUCAAUUAAUGAUAUCAAGAAACCUUGUGAAAUCAUAGAUGGUGAGGAAACCAAUCUGAGUUGGGAAGUUACUGUGUUCAGUCCAGAGGUGGUGAAAAUUGUUACGUCUGUGAAGAGGAAAGGGGAGCAGAAGGCAAAGAAGUUAUUUCACUGGGAAAUUUCAGCAGGGCAAUUAUCAGGCCCAAAGAGGGUAACUACUCCCUUCAAAAAUAUGUGCGAUUUAUGUGAGAAAGAUGAUUCCUUCAGUGCUGAGGUGCCAGAAUUACAACGUACAUCUGACGGUUUCCUCAUUCCCUGCUCCGUUACACUAUGUCCUGAUGUAUCCAAGGAUGAUGAUGCUGACUUAAUUGUUGAAGUUAAACAGGACACCAGUGAGGGAACCUGUACUGAAAGCACAGUACUGAAGGUCACAGCAGGACAACAAAAAUCAAAAGAAAGUGAAGAUGAUACUGGUAGUGCCGUUCUUGAGAUGAUUCCUCACAAUAAAAGAGCUCCACCUUCAAUUAGUGAUAUCAAGAAAUCUUUUGAAAUCAUAGAUGGUGAGGAAACCAAUCUGAGUUGGAAAGUUACUGUGUUCAGUCCAGAGGUGGUGAACAUUGUUACAUCUGUGAAGAGGAAAGGGGAGCAGAAGGCAAAGAAGUUAUUUCACUGGGAAAUUUCAGCAGGGCAGUUAUCAGGACCAAAGAGGAUAACUAGUCCCUUCAAAAAUGUAUGCGAUUUAUGUGAGAAAGAUGAUUCCUUCAGUGCUGAGGUGCCAGAAUUACAACGUACAUCUGACGGUUUCCUCAUUCCCUGCUCCGUUACACUGUGUCCUGAUGUAUCCAAGGAUGAUGGUGCUGAGUUAAUUGUUGAAGUUAAACAGGACACCAGUGAGGGAACCUGUACUGAAAACACAGUACUGAAGGUCACAGCAGGACAACAAACAUCAAAAGAAAGUGAAGAUGAUACUGGUAGUGCCGUUCUUGAGAUGAUUCCUCACAAUAAAAGAGCUCCACCUUCAAUUAGUGAUAUCAAGAAACCUUGUGAAAUCAUAGAUGGUGAGGAAACCAAUCUGAGUUGGGAAGUUACUGUGUUCAUUCCAGAGGUGGUGAACAUUGUUACAUCUGUGAAGAGGAAAGGGGAGCAGAAGGCAAAGAAGUUAUUUCACUGGGAAAUUUCAGCAGGGCAGUUAUCAGGCCCAAAGAGGGUAACUAGUCCCUUCAAAAAUGUGUGCGAUUUAUGUGAGAAAGAUGAUUCCUUCAGUGCUGAGGUGCCAGAAUUACAACGUACAUCUGACGGUUUCCUCAUUCCCUGCUCCGUUACACUAUGUCCUGAUGUAUCCAAGGAUGAUGAUGCUGAGUUAAUUGUUGAAGUUAAACAGGACACCAGUGAGGGAACCUGUACUGAAAGCACAGUACUGAAGGUCACUGCAGGACAACAAAAAUCAAAAGAAAGUGAAGAUGAUACUGGUAGUGCCGUUCUUGAGAUGAUUCCUCACAAUAAAAGAGCUCCACCUUCAAUUAGUGAUAUCAAGAAACCUUUUGAAAUCAUAGAUGGUGAGGAAACCAAUCUGAGUUGGAAAGUUACUGUGUUCAGUCCAGAGGUGGUGAACAUUGUUACAUCUGUGAAGAGGAAAGGGGAGCAGAAGGCAAAGAAGUUAUUUCACUGGGAAAUUUCAGCAGGGCAGUUAUCAGGACGAAAGAGGAUAACUAGUCCCUUCAAAAAUGUAUGCGAUUUAUGUGAGAAAGAUGAUUCCUUCAGUGCUGAGGUGCCAGAAUUACAACGUACAUCUGACGGUUUCCUCAUUCCCUGCUCCGUUACACUGUGUCCUGAUGUAUCCAAGGAUGAUGGUGCUGAGUUAAUUGUUGAAGUUAAACAGGACACCAGUGAGGGAACCUGUACUGAAAACACAGUACUGAAGGUCACAGCAGGACAACAAAAAUCAAAAGAAAGUGAAGAUGAUACUGGUAGUGCCGUUCUUGAGAUGAUUCCUCACAAUAAAAGAGCUCCACCUUCAAUUAGUGAUAUCAAGAAACCUUUUGAAAUCAUAGAUGGUGAGGAAACCAAUCUGAGUUGGGAAGUUACUGUGUUCAUUCCAGAGGUGGUGAACAUUGUUACAUCUGUGAAGAGGAAAGGGGAGCAGAAGGCAAAGAAGUUAUUUCACUGGGAAAUUUCAGCAGGGCAGUUAUCAGGCCCAAAGAGGGUAACUAGUCCCUUCAAAAAUGUGUGCGAUUUAUGUGAGAAAGAUGAUUCCUUCAGUGCUGAGGUGCCAGAAUUACAACGUACAUCUGACGGUUUCCUCAUUCCCUGCUCCGUUACACUAUGUCCUGAUGUAUCCAAGGAUGAUGAUGCUGAGUUAAUUGUUGAAGUUAAACAGGACACCAGUGAGGGAACCUGUACUGAAAGCACAGUACUGAAGGUCACUGCAGGACAACAAAAAUCAAAAGAAAGUGAAGAUGAUACUGGUAGUGCCGUUCUUGAGAUGAUUCCUCACAAUAAAAGAGCUCCACCUUCAAUUAGUGAUAUCAAGAAACCUUUUGAAAUCAUAGAUGGUGAGGAAACCAAUCUGAGUUGGAAAGUUACUGUGUUCAGUCCAGAGGUGGUGAACAUUGUUACAUCUGUGAAGAGGAAAGGGGAGCAGAAGGCAAAGAAGUUAUUUCACUGGGAAAUUUCAGCAGGGCAGUUAUCAGGACCAAAGAGGAUAACUAGUCCCUUCAAAAAUGUGUGCGAUUUAUGUGAGAAAGAUGAUUCCUUCAGUGCUGAGGUGCCAGAAUUACAACGUACAUCUGACGGUUUCCUCAUUCCCUGCUCCGUUACACUGUGUCCUGAUGUAUCCAAGGAUGAUGGUGCUGAGUUAAUUGUUGAAGUUAAACAGGACACCAGUGAGGGAACCUGUACUGAAAACACAGUACUGAAGGUCACAGCAGGACAACAAAAAUCAAAAGAAAGUGAAGAUGAUACUGGUAGUGCCGUUCUUGAGAUGAUUCCUCACAAUAAAAGAGGACAACAAAAAUCAAAAGAAAGUGAAGAUGAUAGUGGUAGUGCCGUUCUUGAGAUGAUUCCUCACAAUAAAAGAGCUCCACCUUCAAUUAGUGAUAUCAAGAAACCUUGUGAAAUCAUAGAUGGUGAGGAAACCAAUCUGAGUUGGGAAGUUGCUGUGUUCAUUCCAGAGGUGGUGAACAUUGUUACAUCUGUGAAGAGGAAAGGGGAGCAGAAGGCAAAGAAGUUAUUUCACUGGGAAAUUUCAGCAGGGCAGUUAUCAGGACCAAAGAGGAUAACUAGUCCCUUCAAAAAUGUAUGCGAUUUAUGUGAGAAAGAUGAUUCCUUCAGUGCUGAGGUGCCAGAAUUACAACGUACAUCUGACGGUUUCCUCAUUCCCUGCUCCAUUACACUGUGUCCUGAUGUAUCCAAGGAUGAUGGUGCUGAGUUAAUUGUUGAAGUUAAACAGGACACCAGUGAGAGAACCUGUACUGAAAACACAGUACUGAAGGUCACAGCAGGACAACAAAAAUCAAAAGAAAGUGAAGAUGAUACUGGUAGUGCCGUUCUUGAGAUGAUUCCUCACAAUAAAAGAGGACAACAAAAAUCAAAAGAAAGUGAAGAUGAUACUGGUAGUGCCGUUCUUGAGAUGAUUCCUCACAAUAAAAGAGCUCCACUUUCAAUUAGUGAUAUUCAGAAACCGGAUGAAAUUAUAGCUGGCGAGAAAACCAAUUUGAGUUGGGAAGUUAACUUGUUCAGUCCAGGAAUGGUGAACAUUGUUACAUCCGUGAAGAGGAAAGGGGAGCAGAAAGCAAGGAAGUUAUUUCACUGGGAAAUGCCAGCAGAAAAUUUCUCAGGACCAAAGAGACUAACUGUCCUGCUCAAGGAUCUUUCAGAUUUAAGCAAGAAAGAUGAUUCCUUCAGUGCUGAGGUGCCAGAAUUGCAACAUACAUCUGACAGUGGCCGCAUUCCCUGCUCUGUUACAUUGUGUCCUGAUGUAUCCAAGGAUGAUGGUGCUGAGUUAAUUAUUGAAGUUAAACAGGACACCAGUGAGGAAACUUCUUCUAAAAGCACAGUACUGAAGGUCAUUGCAGGGCCACCAAAACUAAAAGAAGCUGAAGAUGAUGGUGGCCAAACAGUUGAGAAGAUGAUUUGUCAUGUUGAAAGAGAAGCAGAGAAAACCUGCACAGGAGAAGAAAGCAAUACUGAGGAAACAAUGCAAGUCACCAAUAAUCACCUCAGGCAAGAUGAGUUGCAAGAAAAAUAUAAUUGGGAAACUGAAGUUGAAAUUAGUAGAGAAAGUUCCAAGUCAAGUAUGGGAGAACCAAAAGACAAAGGAGAAGAAAAUAGCCUUAAAGCUCCCAAUGAAAAAGAAGAAAAUCCAAGUCCAUAGCAAAACAUCAAGUGUAAGAACGCAACAUUCUUCUACCAUAAGAUCAUGUUGGACUUAGGAAUGUCAAGAGAUCUCAAAUGCACCAAAUUACUCUGCUGACUGUCAAUCUAGCUGUUAUCUCGCCAUGAAACACUACUUUCUGCUGCUGCUCAAGAAGCUGAGGACUGAUCUUCAUUGGCUGACCUUACUGGCUAUUUUGUACAAUUUAUUUUAAAUCAUUUAUUAUUAUUAGCUCAGUGUUAGCACUCUUUCCUCAGCUGGGAGGUUUUGAUGGCAAGGUGAAGGUACUCAAAAGCAACUCCUUAGAGAGUAAAUUGGUUGUCAAGAGACAAAUUGAAUUUGAAGUGAAGCAGUGUGAAUCUACUUCUUUGCUCUAAUGUCAGGGUAAUUGGAUCAGUCGAAACCACGUGACGCAACAUUACAAUUAUAGCGUGGAUGCAUCCUUAAAGGCACAUAGUUCCAUUUUGGUAGCAAAAGAUCACAUUGUACAUUACAUUCAUGUCCUUUAAAUGGCUGUAUCUGUUUAAGUUCGGAUUGUAGCCCUUUAAGGGUUGUUCCUGUAUGCAACUUCUGCCUUUUUUCUUAGUGAUAUUUCAGGACAACAUCAAAUGGGAACUAGGCGGUUCUCGAGAAUCAGUAUUAACUCUGUAAAUCAGCCCAGUCACUCAGUUGGCUGAGCUAAUUUUUCUGAAGGAAAUCAUUCUCUAGGUUAUUAUAUGCAAGAGUUAUUAAAGCAAUACUGAAUUUC
Messenger RNA from Carcharodon carcharias (great white shark), 6157 nucleotides. RefSeq lists its product as uncharacterized. The coding region runs from base 286 to 5409 and encodes 1707 amino acids. NCBI's taxonomy places the organism in Eukaryota, Metazoa, Chordata, Chondrichthyes, Lamniformes, Lamnidae. The transcript is spliced from 27 exons. The record is from RefSeq and is a predicted model, not a curated record.